AUGAAAAAAAAAGUUGUUCGAGGAGAUCUGUCGUCUUAUUUCUUCAAAUUGUAUUCAUCAUUAAAUCAUCGUGGUGGCAACCUGUUGGACAUUUCUUUCUACCGUCCGUCAAAAGAUGCUAAAACGCAUCGGACUUAUUCUUGCCUUCAUUGUCGAGCUCAAUUGGCUAAUCAUGAUGAAUUAAUUUCUAAAUCAUUUCAAGGUAGUCAAGGUCGUGCAUAUCUAUUCAAUUCUGUUGUUAAUGUAAAUACAAGUGCUGCUGAAGAACGAGUUCUACUGACUGGUUUGCAUGAAGUAGCUGAUAUUUAUUGUGAAUGUUGUAAAACAUUACUUGGUUGGAAAUAUGAACAUGCAUUUGAAUCCAGUCAAAAAUAUAAAGAAGGCAAAUAUAUAAUUGAACUUGUACAUAUGAUUAAAGAUAAUGGAUGGGAUGAUGAUAAUGUUGAUCAUUCAGAAUAUAUAAGAAAAUAA
This is a messenger RNA of Rotaria sp. Silwood1, 471 nucleotides long. NCBI's taxonomy places the organism in Eukaryota, Metazoa, Rotifera, Eurotatoria, Philodinida, Philodinidae. The record is from the annotation of a GenBank genome assembly.